Messenger RNA from Melanotaenia boesemani (Boeseman's rainbowfish), 3833 nucleotides. It is a transcript of the gene stk17b, whose product is annotated as serine/threonine kinase 17b (apoptosis-inducing). The record is from RefSeq and is a predicted model, not a curated record. Gene Ontology annotation, cellular component: nucleus. Gene Ontology annotation, molecular function: ATP binding; protein serine/threonine kinase activity. The coding region runs from base 389 to 1456 and encodes 355 amino acids. Lineage: Eukaryota; Metazoa; Chordata; Actinopteri; Atheriniformes; Melanotaeniidae. The transcript has 7 exons. Gene Ontology annotation, biological process: intracellular signal transduction; protein phosphorylation; positive regulation of apoptotic process.
GACGUGUCUGUAGUGUCAAACAGAGGGAUGUAGAAAUGAUCAGAAAGGCUUCACUUUCAAAGCUAACUAAUAGCUUAUAGUAGCUUGCAGCGAUUUCUUGGCUGAUAUGGUCAUUGGAGUCAAAUAGGUGGCGUAGAGCUUCGUUUCUUCGAUCGUCUUUAUGUGAGAUAAACUGGUUCAACUUACUUUAAGUCUGCGACAUUGUCGAGCUAACUUAGCAAUAGUUGAGCUAACUGGAGUCGCUUGACUAAGCAUUAGUAUGGUAAUAUUAACGGAUGAAAAACAGGCACUGCUAACGUUAUCUAGCCGCUCAGGGUAGUUCUCCUAUUUAGCGUUUCGCUUACAGCCGGCCAGCUGGCAGAAGAACCAGUAACGACGGGAGAGGAAGAUGUCUCGGAGGCGGCUGGACAGUCGCAGCGGACUCCCCGCUGGACUUCUCGGAGAAAUUCAGACCCCGAUCAGCACGGAGCCAGUGGAGAGUGUGUAUGAAGUCACCGGAGAGCUUGGACGGGGGAAGUUUGCUGUGGUCAAGCGCUGCGUGGAGAAAAUCACGGGGAAAGUUUUCGCUGCCAAGUUCCUACGAAAGAGGAGGAGAGGUCGCGACUGCCGUGCAGAGGUGGUUCACGAGAUGGCCGUCCUGGAGGUGGCCCGUAACAACGUUCGAGUGGUCAACCUGCAUGCUGCCCAUGAGACGGAUCAUGACGUCAUCUUAAUACUGGAAUACGCGGCGGGCGGAGAGAUAUUUGACCACUGUGUGCCCGAGGAGCUGCUGCCAGAGGCUCAGAUCACCCGCCUGAUCAGACAGACCCUGGAGGGAGUCCACCACCUCCACCAAAGCAGCCUGGUUCACUUGGACUUGAAGCCCCAGAAUAUCCUCCUGACCAGCCUGUCUCCUCCAGGAGACAUAAAGAUUGUAGACUUUGGCCUGGCACGCCGACUGGGCGCGACCGGAGAGCUCCGAGAGAUUCUUGGCACACCUGAGUAUGUGGCUCCAGAGGUCCUUAAUUAUGAGCCAAUCACAACAGCGACUGACUUGUGGAGCGUGGGGGUCAUAGCCUACAUGCUGGUGACGGGUGAGUCUCCGUUCGCUGGGGACGACAAGCAGGAGACAUAUCUGAACGUGUCCCAGGUUAACGUGGACUACAGCAGAGAGACCUUCUCCAGGGUGUCCGAGCUGGCUGUGGACUUCAUUCGCAAGCUGCUGGCCAAAGCUCCCGAGGACCGGCCCAGCGCUGCAGAGUGCAUGAGCCACCCCUGGCUGUGGCAGCAGCAGUUUUGCCUGAGCCCAGAGCCCGUCGCCAUUCGCACCGUCCGUGAAAGAAGCUGCGGCACCAAGUGGGCGGCCCCGCUUGAAGACCCCGAAGACAAAGAGAACUUCCUGGAGUCGAGCCACUCUCAUGCAAAAAGGUUUCGCUUGGACGAAGAGACGCCUGCCGCUGGAGACGGUGACCUUUGAGCAAAACAGAGCGGAGGCAGAGAUAGCCGCCUCUUUCUCUGAGCUUUUAAAUUAUUUUAAGCUUCCAGAAAGCCUUUUGUCUGCCAACCACCACUUGAGUACUUAAGCUGUGAUUUUAAUAUGGUAACUGAUCCAGUUCAAUGUGGACCACUCAAGCCAAAGACGUUUUAUGAUCUGUUGAUGCAGUAAGUUUAACCUGAGGUAUUUAACUUCUUCACAAGAAAUUAAGUUGCUCCCGUACUGAUUAUGAAGGCUAGUGUGUAGUGUUUGUAGGCAAAUCUGUGCAAUACUCUUUAAAUCUUUGCUUUAAGGUAGGAAGUGUUUGAAGUCGCCCCCUAGUCCCUGUGUCGUUGCACAGGUUCCUCAGCAGAUAAGUGAUAUCAAGAUAAGCACUUCUGCUAUGAGGAAGUGUCAACAUGUCCUUAUUUGUAUGUAGAAGAGAGUGAAGGACGCAGGCCAGUAGAAGCUGGUGUCAAACGUGCUGCUGUCCAUGUCGUUUCACCAGCAGAAUUCCACAUUCCUUUUCCCUUGAUGUCAACCUUCCAUUUCCUUAUGCACGGAGUUUAAAUGUAGCUCAGAACUUUAGUUCAGAUUGGAUUUAAUGACCUAACCUUUGUUUAGCAGCCAUGAAAUGAACGCAAAGCCUUUUAAUCUCCGUCUUAAUCAGAGUGUUUAGUUUAGCUCGUCUUUAGCGUGAGCAGCUAAUGGUGACAUUUCUGGCCUGUUGUGACUCAAACUGUUGCUUCUCGUGCCACGCCCACAUUUACUCAAAUGAUUUCCUCAGCCGACCCAAGUUCCUCAGGAGAAACACGACUUUAGCACUUACUUCAUCAGCGUGCAUGUUGAAGUGAUAAACAAGAGGGGAGCUAUUUGUGAAAGUGUGAUUCAUUCUCUCACUAAAGCCAUUCAGCUGAAGCUACUGCAGUCCUCCUGGGUCAGGGUGCCUGAAGUCGCCUCUUCCUGUUUUCUUCUCAGGGUGUGCAGCUCACUCUAUCCUCUUUGUUUUGUAUUCUUAAUGUUAUUCUUAUAGCCUUAUAAUUAUUUAUGUGCUGGACUUAUACUUUGUUUUUAUGUAAAUAAGCUCAUGCAUCUUAAGAAGUGUCACGAUUAUGGAUUGUGGAUGUGAAGUGGGAUAAAUGGAAAGUUGGAAGAUGGAAGGAAUGGUUUGUUUUCUAGAUGAGAACUUGAAAGUAAUGCAGAUGUGAAAACUGAGACGAGUCAGGUGGAUUUAGGUAAAAGGUUUGACAUGAAGGAGACUGAAAUGUCUGAUUUAAAAGAAUAGCUUGACACUUUAGGUGUUAAGUGUGUCCCAACUAUUUCUUUUAGCUAUGUGGGCAAUAAGAAAGUAGGGAAGGAAUUUAUAGUAGAAAGAAAAAACAAGUUGUUAGUCCUGAGAAUCGUGACAGAACCGCUGUUGUAAGGUGCUACAUACACACAGGAUUUGCCAUCUUUUGUUCAAGACUGAACUGAAACAAAACCUCGCCUCCCUGAAGGCGUGGCUCCGGCAACUCGGAUGGCUCCUAACCCCCAGCAACAUUCCUCCUCUCGUGUCGAGGUGCCAAGCCAAAUAGGACCACAUUGUGUUUGUUUGUCGUUGUAGUCACCAGCAGGGCACAAUGGGCUUUGUGCGGUAGAAGGGCGUCUCCAGCCACGGCCAUGCUCUCAUCCCUAUGCUGUCAUCCUUGAAAACUGGAACAGCACACUGUAAAAGAUUUUCAUCUCAAGGAUUUAAACCAGCAGAGUUCAGUCAGUCUGUUUGAUGCAGUCACAAAGGCUGCGGUGCUUUUAGCUGCUGUAUGAGCAAAGAAGCUUGAAUCUGACUAAAUCUUGACUCUGUGAUACCUCUAUAGAAAGUGUCCUUCAUCCAGACUGAAGCUCUGGAAGCAGUAAACAGACUGGAAGAUGAAGGUAGCUGAAUCUGGAGUAGGUGGGCUGGUUUCUGCUGCUUCGCUGUGUGAUGAAACGCUCAGACAGAAGCAGCAGCUCCGGCUCGCUGCCAUCGUUUAUGUUAGAACACGACUUGUGCUGUAGAGCUGAGGUUGUCGUAGAGCUUUUGUACUGUUAUUUUCGGUGUGAACACCCAUUGUCUGAGGGGGGGGGGGGGGGGGGGGGCUCAGCCGCUGACAUUCCCAUUUGCUCCGUUUGAGCAUGAAGGAUACUGUAUGUGUUGUAUGUCAAACCAGCCCCAAGCACAAGCAAAGAAAUGUCUGAGAUGUGUCUUUAUUUUGCAUUUUAUAUAUAUUUUUUAAUGUAUGAGCGUUCUGAUUGCAUCUGACUUAAAAACAAAAAAGACAUAAUCUGUAUACUGAUCAACUGCAAGCUAAUAAGUAGACACCACAAAGAAACUGGAAAAGCUCAUUAAAGAUAGUAGAAAAUA